AUGUCUGGCAAACCAGUGCUCGGUUAUUGGGACCUGAGAGGUCUGGCCGAACCCAUACGGUAUUUGUUGCACUACUCGGCCGUAGACUUCGCGGACAAACGGUAUGUGUUUACAGACGUCGACGCGUGGAAAUCAGUGGACAAGCCAUCGCUGGGUCUGGACUUCCCGAACCUCCCCUACUAUAUCGACGGCGACACAAAACUGACCCAAAGUCUAACAAUCCUACGCUAUUUGGCCCGAAAGCACGGACUGGCGGCCAGGGAUGAGCCCCGACAGGCGCGGCAAGAGUUGGUGGAGCAACAGGUGCUGGAUGUGAGACAAGGGUUCGUCACAAACAUACUGAUGAAUAAGGACUACGAGAGCAAAAGGGCCGACUACUUGGCCGCCACUCUUGAGCCGCAGUUGGAUCUGUUGGUGAAGUACUUGGGAGACAAACAGUGGCUAAUCGGCGGACAGUUGUCUUACGUAGACUUUCUGGCGUAUGAUGUGUUGGAUUGGUUGAAACGAUUCACUCCCGACACUAUCGGCAAAUACCAAACUAUUGGCCAGUAUUUGGACAGAUUUGAAGCCUUGCCGGCCAUUAAGGCCUACCAGAAAUCGCCGCAACACAAGGCUUGGCCCAUAUUUGGCCCCCGAGCCAGUUGGGGUGCUGUGCAAAUGUAA
Molecule: messenger RNA, 663 nt
Organism: Medioppia subpectinata
Lineage: Eukaryota; Metazoa; Arthropoda; Arachnida; Sarcoptiformes; Oppiidae
Source: the annotation of a GenBank genome assembly